Messenger RNA from Haliotis rufescens (red abalone), 833 nucleotides. RefSeq names its product RWD domain-containing protein 3-like. The transcript has 4 exons. Bases 65 to 826 code for a protein of 253 amino acids. Gene Ontology annotation, biological process: positive regulation of protein sumoylation; positive regulation of hypoxia-inducible factor-1alpha signaling pathway. Gene Ontology annotation, molecular function: protein binding. Lineage: Eukaryota; Metazoa; Mollusca; Gastropoda; Lepetellida; Haliotidae. The record is from RefSeq and is a predicted model, not a curated record.
GAGCAUACUACAUGGUAAAAUAGACAAGAGUAGUUUCCCUUAGACAACACACUGGACCUUCGUGAUGGAAGAGGACGAGCUUCUUGCCUUAAAGUCUAUCUACUGUUUGCCUGGAGAGCUGAAAAUCGUACAUGGGGACAAAAAGGACACCCAAGUGACAGUCCAGCUUCAUCGAGAUGGUGUAGAUGUGAAGGUUGUGCUGGACAUCACACCAUCCUACCCCAACACACCUCCAGAUGUGUCCAUUCUCAGUGCAGCCAUCGACAGACGUUCGUCCAAAACACUGCGGGACACUGCCAAUCAGCAUGCCAUGGACAAUACUGGCAGUCCCAUGUUAAUUGAGUUGAUAUCUUUACUUCAAGACAAACUGUCGAUGUUGUCGCUACAUCCGACUGAUGAUGCGUGUGGCUCCAUGAGGAGGCAGGAGCCGGGGAGGGUGACACUGAUGCUUCAUCUGGAUCACAUGAGGGCCAAGUCUCAGUAUGUUAAAACUAUCAGGAGGUGGACAGCCGAGCUCGGCUUGGAUGGAAGACUGGUGUUCUGGAACAGACUCAUUCUGAUCCUGCUGCAAGGAAGCCCAUCCAGUUUGAAGGAGUACAUGGUUCGUCACAAGUCUGUCAACAUUGAUGUCGAUUCCCGCGGCCAUCCCUGCAAGGAGAAGAUGAUGUCUGUGUUGUGUGAGACAUCGCUGCCAGCAAAUGCUAGAUUUGAAGAUUUCUCAGUUGUUGAAUGUGAAUCAUUGAAGGAGGUGAAGACAUUGUUUGAUGAGCACAGGAUGGAAGGGCUGUAUGUUAACUAUGUACAGACAAUAAAAGGUUUUACGUAACAAAAAA